AUGGCAUCAAGGAGUUCUGGACCUGGAGUGACGUUGGAGGACUGGCAUUCAUGCAGGGUGCGGGCGUCUGGCGGGGGCGCGUCUAGGGUGGCGUGCCAGCCCAUCCACGCGCUCAACCCGUACAGCAACGACUGGACCAUCCGCGCAAAGCUGGUCUCCAAGGCGCCCCUGCGCCACUUCGACAAGGCCGGCCAGCAGCAGGCCGUCUUCGGUGUCGAGGUCGUCGACGACCAGGGGACGACAAUAGAGAUAACGCUGUGGCGGGGCCUGGCGGAGAAGUUCUACGACCACCUGGAGGAGGGGCGCGUUUAUAUCUUCCGCCGCGGCCAAGUCAAGCUGGCCAACAAGAACUACAAGACCGUGCGCAACGACUACACCAUCCACAUGGACAACGGGUCGGAGAUCGAGCAGUGCGAGGACAGCGACGUGUCCAAAAUGACGGCCAAGCUCAAGUUUGUGGAUUUUGAGCGCCUGCCCAUGUACGCCGGCAAGAAGACCCUCGUGGAUGUUCUGGGCAUCGCGACCGCCGUCGGCCCGCUCGGCAGCGUCAAGCGCAGCCGCGACGGCACCGAACUGGCCCGCCGCGACGUCACCCUCGUGGACCAGGGGGCGAAGACGGUGGUGGUGACGCUGUGGGGGAGCACGGCGGAGGAAGUUGGCGCGCAGCUGGAGCAGCAGCCGGACGCACUCAUCUCCAUCAGCUCCUGCCGGGUCACCGACUUCAAUGGGGUGUCGCUGUCGACGGUGACGCGGAGUGGGGUGAGCGUGGAGCCGGAGGGCGAGCGUGCUGACGCGCUGCGGCGCUGGUGGGAGUCAGACGGCCGCACCGCGCCCACGCAGCACCUCGGAGAGGGCCUCGCCUCCGCCAAGCGCGCGUCAGGCGGCGCUGCGGAGCUGCAGACGUUUGCGCAGCUGCGGGUGGGGAAGGAGGAGCUGCCACCCGCGGACGCCAAGCCACAGUACCACACAGUCAUCGCGACCGUGGCCAACAUCGACUCCCAGCAAUCCCUCUACUACGAGGCCUGCCCCGACAACAACCGCAAGGUGGUGAAGCAGGGAGAGGGGUGGUUCUGCGAGUACGACCAGCAGACCUACAUGGCCAUGGUGCGGCGCUACGUGAUGCUGGCCAAUUGCGUGGACGCCUCAGGGGACUGCCUCCUCUCCGUCUUCAACGAACAGGCUGAGGCGUUGCUGGGCAUAAGUGCGGAUGAAAUAGCGACACUCAAAGAGGACGAGACCAACCCGGGCCCCUACGAGGCAGUCCUAAAGCGCGCCCAGUGGUCCGAAUGGGUCCUGCGAGUGCAGUCCCGCACCCAGGAGUACAAUGGGGAGCUGCGGCAGAGGCUGAGCGUGGCCUCGCUCAAGCCGGUCAGCUACGUGGAGGAGAGCCGCCGCAUGGUCCAAGCCCUUGACCGCCUCAGGGCCGCCUGA
Molecule: messenger RNA, 1431 nt
Organism: Coccomyxa subellipsoidea C-169
Lineage: Eukaryota; Viridiplantae; Chlorophyta; Trebouxiophyceae; Coccomyxaceae
Exons: 9
Coding region: 1-1431 (476 amino acids)
Biological process (GO): DNA replication; DNA recombination; DNA repair
Cellular component (GO): nucleus
Molecular function (GO): DNA binding
Source: RefSeq, a predicted model, not a curated record